CCGACUUUUUGCAGCUGCCACUUUCGAGAUCGCGACGCCGGCUGCCUGCCUCUCGCAUGCAGGCCACAACGCAAUCCACGAACUAUUAAUACUGCAUUUCUGCCCCAGCGAUUGCGACACACCGGCUGUACGAACUCUGCGCAAACUGCACAGACUGCAGCACAAACCACCCACACAAUGGCAGCUCUCGACCACGAGAGGCUCGGCCUUGUGUUUGCGACCCGCCCCGACAUCCUCGACGGCAUUAAACAAGCUGCAGACUCCCCCGAGCGGAUCGCCCUCUUCAACUCCAUCGCCAGCUUCGUCGCCGAGCAGACCCAGAACGCCCCCGGCGAGCCCAGCGCAAAACGAAAACGGGUCGACGGCAACGAUGGCGCAGUCGGUGAGAACGGCAGCAGCGCAGGCCAGCAGGGCAUGCUGCCGAUACCCACACAGGCGGCCGCCGCCACCGGCACGCAGCAGCCCUCUGUCGUCGGCGCCGGGGCCGACUCGCUGCUGAUCGACAUGGCCAACGCCGCCGCCAAGGAGGUCAUCCUGCUCGAGGUCAAGGAGGUCAGCGUGGCCAUCCCCCAGAGGAAGAAGUACGACCUCUGCUUCACCAAGAAUUACCUGUACACGAAGCAGGUUGGCACAACUGCGCCAGUGCAGGGCAUGGUGUACGACUGGAGCCAACUAGAAUUCGUCCUCUACACGCCCGUCCCCGAGAAGCAGCAGCUCCACUUCAACUACAUCCUCUUCCCGCGCAACACCGCCCUCGCCUCCACAAAGUCCUUCCCCCCGGCAGACUUCGAGCCCCUCGUCUUCAGCGUGCCGGCCACCUCCCCGAAGCCGGGCGUCGUCGGCGGCUACGCGGCCCAGACCGCCGCCCAGGUCUCGGACAGCUACAGCUCCCUCAUGCACUGGGCCAUCAGCAGCCAGCUGCAGAGCGUCGCCAACGCGACGGCGUCCAUCGUCUCCACCGACCCGCGCGUCUUCGCCAGCGCCCUGCGCCAGCCCCACCGCCCUAAAGAAAAAGCAGUCCACGUGCGCGCCCACCGCGGCUCCAAGGACGGCUACCUCUUCUUCCUGCCCAACGGCAUCCUGUGGGGCUUCAAGAAGCCCCUGCUCUUCAUCCCGCUCGACCGCGUCAACGCCGUCUCGUACGUCAACGUCCUGCAGCGCACCUUCAACAUGGUCGUCGAGGUCGACGUGUCGCACGCGCCCCAGGUGGAGCAGCAGCAGCAGGCUAAGAACGGCGGGGCGGACGACGAGGAGAGGCCGCUGACCGAGGAGAUCGAGUUCGCCAUGAUCGACCAGGAGGACUACGGCACCAUCGACGAGACCUACGUCCGGCGGCACGGCCUGAACAACCGCUCCAUGGCCGAGGGCCGGAAGGCGAAGCGCCAGCUGCGGGAGAACGCCAGGGGCGGCGACGAGGAGGCGAGUGGUGCCGCGGCCGCCGCCGCCGCCGCGAACGGGGGAGAGCAGCAGCUCGGGGAGAACCUCACGCAGCUCGCGCUCCUCGGCGAGGACGAGGACGACGAGGAGGACGAGGAGGACUACGACCCUGGCUCCGAGGGGGAGAGCGAGGGCGAGGGCAGCUCGAGCGAGGAAGAGGACGACGACGAUGAUGAUGAGGAUGACGAUGAGGAGGCUGACGGGUAUGACGAGGAUGGCGGCGAGGAGGAGGGGUACGCGGAGGAUCACGAGUAGUGAUGCCUUGCUGCCUGCUGUAUGGGAACAAACGAGACUCACUCGGUACGCGGCCCUUGAUGGUGAUGGCCUGCAUGAUUCUGUCAACAAAAAGUCAGGCGUUUGGGUUGAAUUCAGGGGGAAUUAUGGGCCGAGGGUAGGGCAACACCCGGGCAAGCUUUGGGUAUUUCUAGUUGUGGGCAACACACACACGCACGCACACAUGAUAGUGGGGCAUUCUUCAUAGAUCAGCCGGGAUUUCACGGUAUGAGCACGACAACGACCAUUGGGGGGGGGGGGGUUACAUGACUACAGUAUUCGUCACACCCACUGCUGGCUUGCUGGCCAUCCUCGAGAUCCACGGUGAUGAUCUUGGUCGGUCGCUAUUGCACGCUGUUGGGGCUGAGCCCGGCGCCGUGAGUGAGUGAGUGGCUAGCUAGCUGGCUGGCUGGCUGGCUGGUCGAGGUCUGCAGCCCCCCCUCCCUAGAUAUGUAACGACUUGCCAUCCAUUCAACAGACUGGGAGCCAUCGUGGACAUCCUUACAGUCAAUUUCGGUCUCUAGUUAUAUCGCCCCCGUACUAUUUCUGUAAUUCGCAUUUUAGGCUUUUCGACAUUUGUGACGGUCCUGCUGCAGCUCGGGCGGAAGAUCCAGGGUCGCCUUGCAAUCGAUAGAGCCUUGCUUAGAGGCUCAAACGAUUUCACGUAGGGCACACAUGCUUCCUAAUUGGACCUCAUCGACUACCAACAAAAAAUAGAGAUCCAUCUAGAUGACGAAAAUAUGAUAUUUGAAUCGUUUUUAAGAGGGACAGGACGGUCGAUGACGCCAUAUAUAC
Molecule: messenger RNA, 2505 nt
Organism: Diaporthe batatas
Lineage: Eukaryota; Fungi; Ascomycota; Sordariomycetes; Diaporthales; Diaporthaceae
Exons: 3
Coding region: 178-1692 (504 amino acids)
Molecular function (GO): histone binding; nucleosome binding
Source: RefSeq, a predicted model, not a curated record